AUGCGCCCGCCGCGAACAAAUAGUCGCAUGAGUAUGACCAGUAAGGCUGGAGGUGGAAGUCGGGCUUCAGAUGAGGAUAGCAAGACCUCCGUCAAAGUUGCUGUUCGUGUACGACCUCCACUCAAGCCAUCCGACCCAGGAUUCGAACUUAUUCCACAAAGAUUCCAGCGAUCUAUGGCCCAGGUUACAUCACCCACGAGUCUGGCCAUAGACUCGCCACAAGGAAAAAAGCUCUUUGUUUUUGACAGAGUUUUUGGCGAAGAUGUUGAUCAGGAAGGCGUUUGGGAGUACCUAGUAGAGAGUACAAAUGCUUUCGUACAAGGUUACAAUGUCUCAAUGUUGGCAUAUGGCCAGUCCGGUGCGGGGAAAUCAUACACAAUGGGAACUUCAGGACCUGGCGAGCAGGCCGACUUGGAUGUAAUGGGAGUCAUCCCAAGAGCAGCCAUUGCACUCUUCGAGAAAUUAGAUGACAAACUACCAAUGUCAAAUCGAAAUUCCAUGUCAGGACUUCGGACACCGACAAGAUAUUCAACUAAUGUGGCUGCACUCGCUAAAUCCGCGGAGAAGAACUGGACCCUGAAAGCAACAUACGUCGAAAUUUACAAUGAACAACUUCGAGAUCUGCUCGUUCCCGAGCACACACCGUUGCACGAGAGAGGGGCGGUCACGAUUCGGGAGGAUACAAAGGGUCAUAUUCUUCUCACCGGGUUGCACCAAGUUGAGAUUAAUUCGGUAGAGGACUUGAUGGCUGCCCUGAACUUUGGAUCAAUGAUUCGCCAGACUGAUUCUACGGCAAUCAACGCGAAGUCCUCGCGUUCCCAUGCAGUGUUCAGUCUGAAUUUGAUUCAGCGGAAGAACAAAUUGCAGAUGGUACAAGGUGCUGAUAAACGACACUCAGUGCCGUUAGAAGCAAUGACUGGUCAGGACACCCUAGUUACAAUUGACAGCAAGCUCCACUUUGUGGAUCUUGCAGGGAGUGAAAGAUUGAAGAAUACCGGUGCGCAGGGCGAGCGGGCGAAGGAGGGGAUAUCGAUUAAUGCAGGUCUUGCCAGUCUCGGGAAGGUCAUUUCACAGCUUUCGUCUCGCCAGGCCGGCUCCCACGUCUCAUAUCGCGACUCCAAGCUCACUCGAUUACUCCAGGAUUCGUUAGGAGGUAAUGCAAUCACGUAUAUGAUUGCAUGUGUUACCCCCGCAGAAUUUCAUCUGAGCGAAACUCUAAACACGGUCCAAUACGCACAACGUGCUCGCGCGAUCCAGAGCAAACCAAGAAUCCAACAGAUAGCAGAUAACGAGGCUGACAAGCAAGCGCUAAUUGAUCGUUUGAAGGCCGAAGUCGCUUUUCUUCGUGACCAGAUCAGGAGCACCGAGCGCGGCGGUGAUCACGAUCGCCGAAACCCUACGAGCGAGAGGCCUGAGCGACAGAACGAAAGAGAGGUAGAACUCCAAAACCAGCUUCUUGACACCCAAGAAAAUUACACCUCUCUCAGUCAGCGUCAUGCAAAACUUAUCAGUGAGAUGGCUAAGGCCCGCGAUGGCGAAAUCGCCGAUAACAAUGCAUUUGAGAAUACUAUGGGUGACAGUGCCACAGAGCGAUUGAAACGAUCAAAUUCAUUUGCCGAAGCUGUGGAACAGGUUGUGUUGGAGUACGAAACCACAAUCCAGUCCCUCGAGCACUCCUUGUCUAAAACACGGUCAUCACUUUCAAAAACCGAGACCUCCCUGUUGGAAAGGGAGACUAAAUGCGCAUAUGUCGAGACAGUCAACCAGCAGCUCCAAUCUCGCCUCCAAAAGCUUAUGGAUCGUGAAUCUAGCACCGAGCAUUAUCUUCACGAUCUCGAGGCAAAGCUUGACGGUCAUACUUCCGGCGAGGAAAAAAAUGCCACGAUUGUUAUGGAACUUCGCAAAGAGAUCGCCCGUGUCCGUGAGAAUGAAGCCGGCUGUGAAGAUUAUAUCUCCACACUCGAGGAACGUCUUGCGGAGGGGGAACAGGAUGCCGAGCUGAUGAAACGGGAGAUUGAGAGGUUAGAGCACGUUGUCGAACGCCAGAGAAGUCUCGGAAAGUUAGACAACUUACUUUACGAGCUUGAUCACAUCCAACAGGACGUGAAACACACCGAAGCCGGUGCCGAACCUGUUGCUGUAAACGGUAAACGCUCUUUCAGCGACCACUCUCGACAUCAGAGCCUUGCUAGUAAACGAAGCCCCAACGACGUUAUUGUGGAGGAAGAAGACGACUUACACUCAGAGCACGUCCAACGAUCUGCGACAGAAGGCCCCUUUGAUAAUGGAGAGCCUAUUGACGACGACUUCGCGGUUCAGACGUCGCUCGAAAUGGCUGUCAACAACGACUAUUCGCCUCAGACCCCCGCACAAUCAAAAUUCGUCGAAGACAAACUGGAGAACGUCACUCAGGAAUUACUUGACCUGAGAGUAGAGCAUGAAGGUACUGCGACUGAGCUGGACCUACUCCAAGCCAAAUACGAUGAGGCCCUCCGCACUUUGGCUGCUCUCCAAGAUGCCGUAGAUGAGGCACGCCAUCCAAACCCCCGUGAUUCAUUCCUAUCGGUAUCCACUCCGACGCUUGACACACGACCUACUUCUUUUUUAUCAGAUUCCAGGGCGGACGAGCUGAAGGAUGGAGGACAAUUGUUAUCCUCGCGAUCGCUCUCAUCGGAAUUAUCCUCGGCUGGGGAGUUGCACAGUGCAUUAGAGAUAUCUGAUGCUGAAGGCGCUCACAAGAAGUCAGAGCUAGUGGAGCUGUCGAAGACUGUUGCCAACGACGAGGCGAUUGUGGCGGAAAUAGAGAGUUUACGGAGACUAGCAGAAGAGAAAGAGCAAUCUCAAAAUUUGUUGGCUAUGAAGUAUGCGGAACUCGAGGAAAAGCACAUGGACGCCCUUGAUGUGGUAGAAGAGCUCAAGGCGGAGGUCUCCAAGGCUAAGAUGAACGAGGCUCAGUCUCCAAAGACGGCCACUCCCGUUAUUCGUCGGAAAUCAAGUCAGAAUGUUAUGAUAAUCGACAAGGCUCAUCGUGCAUUCGCUUCUUUGCGAAACAUUGCCUCUGAGAGCUUUGAAGGUACCCCAGACGUCAUGGCGAAUUUCGAGCUGAAUCUUAAUACAGCCAUGCAUGAACUUCAUUCUCGGUCAGAGAGAGUCCAAGAGUUGGAAGCAGAUCUUGCUGCGAACAAGAAAGAAAUGGACGCCAAGAUGACCAUGAUUUCAGGCCUGACUCGCGAACGGUCCAGCAUGAAAGCGUCACCCCUAGAUAUGUCUGUCAUUUCCACGAUGCAAGAUCAGUUGAUGCAGAGUGAAAAUCAAAUGAUGAUUCUCCGAGAGACUCAUAGUGCCCGGGAGAAUGAAUUGCUUGCCGAAAUCCAAAGCCUUCGAGCUUCUAUAGAUUUACACACAGUUGCUUCGGAUAACGAUAAAGCUACGGCCGAACGCGAUCAGAAGGAGAUACAAGAAAGGCAGAUUGCAGAUUUGAAGUUCGAGCUUACCAACUGGGAAGAAAGAUAUCAAGCUGCAUUGGAUUCUAUGGAGAACUCCGAGAGACAUUUGUUAGCAACCAUUACGGACCUGGAGCAACAAAUUUCAGCCACGAAGGAAGACCAGCAAGCACAAGCCACAGACAACGAGAAUCAAAACGCCCGGGUUAGGAAUCUUCAACAGGAGAUCGAGGAGCACAAAGCCUUGGUUGCUACCAAUGCUGCCCGUGUAGCCGAACUUGAACAGUCCCAUGCGUCAACUCGACAGGAGCUAGACGAGGUAACAAGGUCAAGAGAGCUAGCAAAUACCGAGAUAGAGGGACACAAGUCCCUAAUAGCCAGGUUUGAACAACAGAUUAGUGACCAUGAGAAUGUUGUCAAAACACACCAAGACGGUCUUGACCUCUUACACGCAAAUCAUGCCAAGGAUAUCGAGGCAAUGAAGGCCAACACUCAAUCUGACCAUGAAGCGCAAUUAUCAGAACUUGCGUCCAAACACCAACAGAGCGUUGACGCACUUCAAGUUGAGCUCGCAGAGGCACGCGAUGAACUCACCAAGAUCGCUACCCAAGUCGCGUUUGGCCUUGGCUUAGAUGUCAGUACCGAAAAGCUGCAAGAUCGGAUCUCGGACCUGCUGGCCGAUCAAAAGGCCUUGGGCGAUGAGCAACUGAAGCGUAGUGAGAUGGAAAAGAGCAUCACCGACCUUUCCGCUAUCAACGAUACGGUAAUGGGCGAGCUCGAAACUGUCAAGGCUGAGCUCACAGCGUUACUGGUUCAGACCGCUGAUGGUGUAAAGUUGAAGGCAGAGCAUGCGACAGUUUCUGAGCAACUAACCGCGUUGAAGAAGGAGAUGAGUGAUUUGGAGACAAAGAACAAGAAGAAUUCUCGCCUCGUCGAUGAACUCGAGGAACAGCUAGCUUCCAAUUUCGACCAACACCAGCAGGCCAACAAUCGUCUUUCUACUUUGCAAACGGAGCGCAAUGCCGAACUGAAUGCAGCGCACGCAAGUGCUGCACGUGCGCGAACAGAAUUGGACGCUAUCAGGGAAGAAUAUACAAUACUUCAGGCAAAAUAUGAUGAGGCACAACUAGAUCCCAACGGUCCCAAACGCUCAGACUCGACAACAUCCAAUCUUCGCAAAUCCGCAUCUGUGGCAUCCUUGCCGUCGCCGCCUCCUGCUAUUCCAUUGCCUCCUCUGCCUGGAAUGAGCAUCAACACUGCUCUUUCCAAUUCACAUGCUGCAAACGUUCCUGUUCCACCUACGCCAACUCUGUCCAAUCGGCCAAACAGCAAAGAACUUGCCAUGGCGCAGAUCCAAGAAGACCAAGAAGCUCAGAUACAGACUAUCAAAAAACAUCUUUUUGCCGAGAAGCAGCUCACCACAACUUUGGAAGAGGCCCUUACAGACUUAGAAAAACAGAGCAAACAAGUCAAAGCCGAUUGCGAUGCGUGGAGAAAACGUGCUAGCGAGCUUGAUAUGGAAUUGAAGGACGCUAAAGCUCGAGAAAAGACCGCCGGUGCAGACAAAGAGAAUAGAUGGAGCAUGCUACAGGUCGAGGAAGAGCGCAAGAAGAGACGGGAUGCCGAAAUCGCACGAGCUCAUCUCGAGGAGCGCAUGAACGCCAUUAAUAAAAAGAAAAAGAAGGGCAGCUUGAACUGCUUCUAA
Molecule: messenger RNA, 5148 nt
Organism: Lachnellula hyalina
Lineage: Eukaryota; Fungi; Ascomycota; Leotiomycetes; Helotiales; Lachnaceae
Gene: KIF4A
Product: Chromosome-associated kinesin
Exons: 4
Coding region: 1-5148 (1715 amino acids)
Biological process (GO): microtubule-based movement; mitotic spindle organization
Molecular function (GO): microtubule binding; microtubule motor activity; ATP binding
Source: RefSeq, a predicted model, not a curated record